This is a messenger RNA of Phalaenopsis equestris, 1559 nucleotides long. Its product is annotated as probable protein phosphatase 2C 59. Gene Ontology annotation, molecular function: protein serine/threonine phosphatase activity; cation binding. Gene Ontology annotation, cellular component: nucleus; cytosol. The transcript is spliced from 8 exons. Bases 327 to 1211 code for a protein of 294 amino acids. Lineage: Eukaryota; Viridiplantae; Streptophyta; Magnoliopsida; Asparagales; Orchidaceae. Gene Ontology annotation, biological process: protein dephosphorylation. The record is from RefSeq and is a predicted model, not a curated record.
AGGCAGGAGCCACGUUGUCUGAACUAUGAUGACUGCUCUGAAAUUCUUGGUUAGUUUUUUUCUUCUGAAUUCUCUGUAAUUUCUCAGCCACUGGGCGAGCCACCAAAGACGGUGCUAUUUUUUCCCUCUUUUCUUCCUUGCCUUUCUGUUUCGCUCUCCUCCUCCUCACGAAGUUAGGGUUUGUUGUCGCCGUUUUUUAUUUGGUAGGAUUUUUGGUGUUUGGAUCGCUAGGUGGAUGAGGAUGCGAGCUUAGAUCACUUCAUCCCGUGGGUUUAUUGUAUUUUGAUUGAUUUGAAGUUGGAAUUGGUUUGAUUUUGUGGGUUUAAAUGGGUUAUUUGAGCUCGGGGACGGCUGAUUCUAAUAUAAUCCAGUCCUUUGAUUAUCCCGUCAGCGGUGGGGGACUCAGUCAUAAUGGGAAGUUUAGUUUCGGAUAUGCGAGCUAUCGGGGAAAGCGGCCAUCAAUGGAGGAUUUUUAUGAGACCAGAAUUGAUGGGGUUGAUGGUGAGAUUGUUGGUCUAUUCGGGGUUUUUGACGGUCAUGGUGGUGCUAGAGCAGCUGAGUAUGUGAAGCAGCACCUCUUCAGCAAUUUGAUCAAACACCCAAAGUUUAACACUGAUAUAAAGUCAGCCAUAGCUGAUGCCUACAAUGAUACCGACUCUGAAUUUCUGAGAUCUGAAAAUGGUCAAAGCCGAGAUACUGGGUCAACAGCUUCAACUGCCAUUCUCGUUGGCGAUCGACUUCUGAUUGCCAAUGUUGGAGAUUCCAGAGCUGUCAUUUGUAGAGGAGGAAAUGCCAUUGCUGUUUCGAGAGAUCACAAGCCCGAUCAAACUGAUGAACGACAGCGGAUCGAAGAUGCCGGCGGUUUUGUAAUGUGGGCAGGUACAUGGCGUGUCGGUGGUGUUCUGGCUGUUUCCCGUGCUUUUGGUGAUCGCCUCUUAAAGCAGUAUGUUGUUGCAGAUCCAGAAAUUCAGGAAGUGGAGGUUGAUGGAUCUCUUGAAUUCCUCAUCCUUGCAAGCGAUGGACUUUGGGAUGUAGUUUCCAAUGAGGAGGCUGUGACAAUGGUGAAACCCAUUGAAGAUCCAGAAGAGGCCGCCAAGACACUGCUGCAGGAAGCCUCUCAUAGAGGAAGUGCUGAUAACAUAACCUGCGUCAUUGUUCGAUUCCUUGGUUGCACAAACAAUGAGAACACCGAUAAUCCACAAGAGCCGUAAUCUUUUAGUCUUAUAACUAUAUCUGCUCUUUGGUAAUGUCUUAGCCUCUACCUGUAACUAAUACAAGGACUUAAAAAAGAGAUUUGGAAUAAAAAAAGUUCAUUGCUAAAGCUUUUCUCUUGUGUGAAGCGAAGGAAUGUCAGAGAAGGCGUAUUGCAGAGUUCAUUGUAGGCUUCGAAGAUUAAUUUUUCUGUGGGAGAUGAUUUGUUCUUGUCUGUUACUAACUCAGGUGUGUAUGUGGGAGGGUGUUGAAAUCUUCUCGUCUGAAUACUGUAAGUUUUUUAAUGAGUUUAUUUCUAUGUAGAUUCUUAUCUGUUUUUUUUUUCCCCCUCUUUUCAAGGUAUAUUU